ACGCCCGGUGUGCAAGGCCACGGGCUCCGGCCGGUGCCCUUCAUCGGCCAGAGCUCGUGUCCUCUGUCCUGUUGCCGAGGGCUCUUGUCAGGACGGGCGUGGGUCUCGGCGUCUGGACGGUCACGCGGGCUCCAGCUCUUCGCUGCCGCUGUGGUGAGCCGUGCUGACCUCCGGACGUGGAAGCAGCCUUGGCCGCGCUGUGUCCCCCCUGCUGGUGCUGCCGGCGUGUGUGCCGGUGUCUAGUGGGGGCUCGUGCAGUCGGCCUGUGCUCCGGUCACAUCCUUGUCGAGGCCACACGGCACCCGUGGGCUGGGGACCGUCGGCACUGUUUCUUCUUCCACGGCUGGGCCUUCAGCGUUGUCCUUGUGCGAGUGUCGUAACUGCCGACUCUCCUUCGGCCACGGGGACGGCAGCACGUGGGCCUCGGGCCUGUUGUGUCAGCUCUGCACGGCUUCAUCUUGUCCACGCGGCGCAGACCCUGCGUGUUGACAGAGCCCUCGACCCUGCUGGCGCCUGCUGCCACGGUGGACACUGCCGGCUUUAGGAGUUUCUUUUCUGGGUGAUGGCUUUAUGGAGAUGAAGCACACAUUCCGCACAGCUGACCCGGUAGAGCCCACGGCACCGCGGGGCCCUUGCCAUGUCGCCUGGGAGACAGCUGCAGCCUGCGGUCCAUACCUCCCCGAGGGUCCGUCCAUCUCUGCGGUCCGUCCCUCUCUGCGAUCUGUCCGUCUCCGUGGGUCUGUCCAUCUCCCUGGGUCCGUCUCCGUGGGUCUGUCCUUCUCCGUGAGUCUGUCCAUUUCUGCGCUCCGGUUGUGUCCACAGGUCCGUCCGACUCCGUGGUCUGUCCUGGGUGUGGCAGGGAGCUGCAGGCCGGCCUUCUGGCUGUGGGAGGCUCGUGUGUGGAUGCAGCCUGCAUGUCCGAGGGUGAACGUGUAUGUGCUGGGGAAGACCUUCCUCCUCCUGGCAAGAGAGCUGUGCAUCAACGCGCCGGCAAUAGAUCCGUGUCUCUACAUCCCGCGCUUUGCUCACCUGCUGGAGUUUGGAGAGAAGAAUCACGAGGUGUCCAUGACAGCCCUGAGGCUCCUGCAGCGCAUGAAGAGAGACUGGAUGCACACUGGCCGGCGCCCCUCGGGCCUCUGCGGGGCAGCACUUCUGGUUGCGGCCAGGAUGCAUGAUUUCCGGAGAACCGUCAAAGAGGUCAUCAGCGUGGUCAAGGUGUGUGAGUCCACACUGCGCAAGAGGCUGACGGAGUUUGAGGACACGCCCACGAGCCAGCUCACUGUGGACGAGUUCAUGAAGAUCGACCUGGAGGGGGAGUGCGACCCCCCAUCAUACACCGCCGGGCAGCGGAAGCUACGCAUGAAGCAGCUCGAACAGGUCCUGUCCAAGAAACUGGAGGACGUCGAAGGUGAGAUCUCCAGCUAUCAGGACGCCAUCGAGAGCGAGCUGGAGAACAGCCGGCCGAAGGCCAAGGGGACCCUCGCCAGCCUGACCAGAGACGGCUCCGUGGAGGACUCUGCGUCCAGCUUGUUUGGCGAGGAGGACCCCGAGGACGAGGAGCUGCAGGCCGCCGCCAGCCACCUCAACAAGGACUUCUACCGGGAGCUGCUUGGCGCCGGCGUCUCCUCCAGCUCUGGAGAGGCAGGAGGCCCCGAGGGGGGCAGCCGACCCCCCGCCCUGGAGUCCCUGCUCGGCCCCCUGCCCACGGCGGCCAGCCUGGGCAUCUCGGACUCCAUCCGGGAGUGCAUCUCCUCCCAGAGCCAGGAGCCCAAACCCGACCCAAACGCUGCGGCCCUGUGCUUCCCCGUAGCCGGUGCGCGUGGGGACGGAGAGCUGGACCUCAGCGGCAUCGACGACUUGGAGAUUGACAGGUACAUCCUGAACGAGGCGGAAGCCCGCGUGAAGGCCGAGCUGUGGAUGCGGGAGAACGCCGAGUACCUGCGGGAGCAGAGAGAGAAGGAGGCGAGAAUCGCGAAGGAGAAGGAGCUGGGGAUCUACAAGGAGCACAAGCCCAAGAAGUCCUGUAAGCGACGGGAGCCCAUCCAGGCCAGCACAGCUGGGGAGGCCAUCGAAAAGAUGUUGGAGCAGAAGAAGAUCUCCAGCAAGAUCAACUACAGCGUGCUCCAGGACCUCAACAGCAAGGGCGGGGGCAGCCUGCGUGGGGGCGGCGCGCAGCCCCAGGAGCGGGCCGGCGCCCGGAAGCUGUCUCGGAGGAAGACGCCCGCAGGCAGGAGUGGGGCUGACCCCGUGAGCAGCGUGGGGAAGAGGUUGCGGCCGAUGGUGUCCACCCAGCCAGCCAAGAGGGCAGCUGUAGGGGAGACCUUGCUCCUGAGCUCACCCAGCCUGGGAGCCGAGCCCGUCAGGCCCACAGCGGUGGUGGAGAGUGGGCCUGUGUCCUACCCCCCCGAGGAGGACCCCGACGAGGAGGACCCCGACGAGGAGGACGGAGAGCCCUGCGUCAGCGCCCUGCAGAUGAUGGGCAGCAGCGAUUACGGCUGUGACGGCGAGGAAGACGAAGGCUACUGAGCCGCAGCCCGCACCACACAGCUCCGCACCUCUGCGGCACUUGCUGCCGGGACCCCGUCUGGAGCACCGUGAGGGGCGUUUGCCCGGCAAGGGGACUGGGCCGGUGUCUGCGCGUCUGGUCCGAUGUGGGUCUCAUGGCCCAGGAACCUUGGCAGGCGGCACCGUCCUGCCCCACGGGAGGACACUGAGGCAUGAGGAGGCCCACUCUGGGAAGUGAGUGCUGGACUCACUGCCCCUGCGGAGCUGGGGGCCUCGGCCCCACCCUUCCCGGGCUGAGAAGUGCUGCACCCAGCCUUCCCACCGCCGUGUCUCCAGCCGGACCGGCCUCUCCUGCACUGGGCAUGGCCCAGCCGCCGGUGACCUGAGCCAGCAGUGCUCUCCACAGAUGAGGGACCGUCCGUGCCCAGAGGCCGUGGGGUUGCCCUGUGCAGCCUGUGCGGCUGGCCUGACCCUGCCCCGAGCCGGAGUCAGGAGAGCGGGGUCUUGUUUGAGCGGGGCCUGGCUCAGUCUGUAGACAGAUGGCAGACCGAGCGUCCUGGCCGCACCACUGCCCUCCCGUCCAGCUAGGGGCCCAGCCCCGCCACUUGAAGGCCCAGGGACCACUCUGAGGGCCUCAGUGUGGACAUCGCUGUUCUGGACAUGGCCAGGGAGACAGGGCAGGAACUCCUGUCCCUCGAGGCCAUAGCCUCGGCCCCCCUGACAGCAGCCAAGCCAGGCCAUAUCGCCUGCCCAGGGCUCAGCCCUCUGUGUCCAGGCUGGAGUGUGGCCGAGUCUGCAGCAGGGAAUCUUGAGGUCCUUGGCUGCACCCGUCCUGGGUUCGGAAGAGCCAGAGCGGGCUGUGCGGUCGGUGGGACAGGAAGACCUACCUGCGCAGACACCCACUGAGGCUGUGGCCUGGACUUCCCGGCCGGGCUCCGUGGCCGGCCCCGGAGGAGGGAGGCCGCAGCAGGGCACCUGGCCCGUGGGGGUGGGAGAGGCACAUAGCAGGGCCCUGGCCCCAUUGUCAGAAGCACGGUGGGGACGUGGCUCGGGCUUCAUCCUCACCCCCCUCACGCCCACCCCCGUAAGAAGUGCCUGAGCCUGUGUGUGGUGUGGGUUGUCCCGGCCGAGGCCCCUCAUGGGAGGGAGGACUGAGCCGCAGCGGCUCUUUAGGGAGCCCCAGGCACCGGCUCUGAGGUGUUUGCUGUGCCGUUCAGGGACAGGACCCCCAUGUGGAGGGGUAGCUGUGGCUUUGGAAGUGACCAGGUCACCUUCUGGGACCCAGGGCCGCCGGUGCGGCAUGGUGUACGUGGCAGGCUUCGAGACAGGGCUCAGUGAGGGGGAGGCGCCUCCGCUGGGAGCCGGGGCCAGAGCGGGUGUCCCGGCAGAGGCUAGUGGGAAAGCUGCACCUGCAAAGCAGGGGAGGGAGGGGGUCCCACGGGGCGUCGGCAGGGGAAGGGGUUUGAGAGAAGAGGCAGGCGCUCAGGGUGGCCGAUGGGGCCGAGGCCCGGAGGCGAGGGGACUUCAUGGGGAGGAGGCCCGGGGAGGCUGCAUGGGCCGGUGGGGCUCUUGGCACGUGAGGUCUGGGGGCGGAUGGCAGCGAGCGGGAGUCUGGCUGAAGCAGGAAGGGUCAGGCUCCUACAUGGCUUGGAGAGGGGUCAGGUUAGAAGAGCUGGUGAGAAGGACUGUCCCCCGAGAGGGUGUGGUGUGGAGGGGCAUGUGGGGUAUUCAUGCUUGAGUGGUGGUCAAGGUGCUGGUCAGGGGCAAGGCCCAGGCUAGCAGCCGGUAGGGUCCCUCUGGGCCACGGCCCGUAUCCUGUGUGCCAGCCACCACGGCCACAUGUGUGGGCUUGAGGGGGACACGCAGGCCUGUCUGCGCCUGUCCCACAUCUGCGGUUACGGCUGCCGCGGCUAGGACAGGACCUCAGACCCCCACUUCACCUGCUGACCUGUGUUCUUGCGGGGUGGGCGGCAGGAAUGGGCACCCUAGAGGCUUGGAGAGCCUGGGCGCCUGGGCCAGGGAGAGGGCCAGGGCCUUUGGGAGCCCUCGGUCCAAGGUCCAAGGGUCAGUGUCCCUGAGAUGCUCCAAGGGCCAGGGGCCUGACUCAGGCCGGGUCCAGCCCCGAGGAGGAGCAUCGGGCAGCAGCCGGAGCACACGUCCCCCCAGCUGCAUGCCAUUGCCUGCUGGUGAGACUGCUUCCAGCCUGGGCUCCGCGGCACUCCCUGCGGGCGGGAUGCGUGCGGGCCGCCUGCCGGCUUGGACGGCACCACGGGAGGUCAAAGGGCACAGGCGCUGGCGUGUUGGGGGCCUCCCUGGGCCGUGUCCUGACAGCCAGCUCCCUUCUGAGUGCCGAGGCCUGGCCAGCGACCACAGGCUCGUCCUGAGAAGGGCACACGGCGGAGCCAGGGGAGGUGGUGAGGGGGUUCUCAGAGCCCUGGACACCUGUCUGUGCUGACCGUCUGAGGAGCCCAUGUCUGCCCGCUGGCAUGCCCGUGCCCAUCCCUGAGCCUGCAGAGCUGGAACCCGAGGCCAGCACGCAAGUGAGGCUGGGGUCCCUGUGUGGGGGUCCCAGGCAGCAAGCAGGCACGUCCAGCCCCGCGGGCCAGCGGGUCCCCUCCCCGUGUCCUGUAGGGAGGGCUCGCGCACUGGUGGAGCGGGACGGGCGAACCAGCGCCAGCCUGGACGGAGGGCAGCGCGCAAGGACACACCUGUCCCCGCGCAGCUGUGCAUGUCCCCACGUGUGCCGCCCUCGUGCUUGUGUGUGCAGCUCCCUGCGCCACACGCAUGUCACACACACCAUCUGCAGCUACCGGACCCCUCCUUUCUGGGUGCCAGGCCCCGGCAGGCAGGUGGGCUGCAGUGGGGCUGUGGCCCGAUGGGGCCUGCUCCCCAGAGAGGAGGGUCACCCAAGACCCAGGGCUCGUGUCUGCGUGCAGCACCCGCUGGUUGCCCAUCCCACCCCAAGCCGUGGGGCCUAUACCUCCUAUCCCCGAGCCCUGGGGGUGGAGCCACAGUUACCCUCUGACAGGGCUGCAGCGGGCAGCUGGGCCAUGGCUCCUCCGAGGAUGGGGCCAGGUCUGCAGCGGCACCCAGCCCGCCAGCACACUGCCUGGUGCCUCCUCGGCCGUUCCGGGGUGUCCCAGGCAGGCAGCGGGGCCCGGAGGGCGGGAAGAGCUGGGCAGGGGGAGGCUGGGAGGAGUGCUCUCCAGAGCUGUCCCUGGUGACUGACAUCUGUGCAGUGGCUCCAAAAGGCCUCCCUCCCACACCUGUCCGACCUGCUGGCCACUGUCACCAGUAACCAUGGGCACACCAGCCUGCUCAUUCUCCAGCCUCGUGUGUACUGGGCCCACACAACCCGCCCCCCGCCAGGUGCCCUCCUCCGGCCCCACGGUGGCUUCCGGCUUGUUCACGGCCCGAGCAGGAGGUGGGACUGGCGGCCGUCCGUGGGUACCAGCGCAGCCCAAGGGCAGUGGGCUCUGGGGAGGAGGGGCAGGGGUUGGGUAUCCCCCAGGGACUGAGGUCCCCGGGGCAGUGUCUGCUCUGUCCGGGGCUGCCUCCAAUGCGUCCGGCUCAGGGAACCCAGCGGGAGCCCCAUGGGGUCUGCUGGGGUGAGCACCUCCCCUUGGCCAUCCCGGAACUGGGCAGCAACACCUCUGUCCGCCGCCUUCUCCUCCCAGGGUCACAGUGUCCCCCUCCGUCCACCUCUGGGAGGUUGCAGCCCUGACAGACUGCGUGGUGGGGAGGCGCUGGCAGGUGCGAGGCUGGCAGUGCGGGGUGGCCGUUGCGGGUAUGGGUGCCCAGUCCUUUGUGGAUGCAGCUGGGGCCUGGGCACCCCAAGGCUGCAGACAGUCCAGCCGGGCUCUCAGGGACUUGGACUGCAGAGCACACAUGCAGCCGCCGGGGGACGGGCCCGGCCAAGUGUCCUGGGCCUCUGCUCAGCUUCCCUGCCCCCUGGCGGCCACUUGCGCACCGUCGGGCGCUACCUUGGGAACGCUGUAUUCCCCGAGUAAUAAAGACUAGAAGCCUCCAA
This is a messenger RNA of Mustela lutreola (European mink), 6535 nucleotides long. It is a transcript of the gene BRF1, whose product is annotated as BRF1 RNA polymerase III transcription initiation factor subunit. Bases 571 to 2526 code for a protein of 651 amino acids. Gene Ontology annotation, cellular component: transcription preinitiation complex; transcription factor TFIIIB complex; nucleus. The record is from RefSeq and is a predicted model, not a curated record. Gene Ontology annotation, biological process: transcription by RNA polymerase III; transcription preinitiation complex assembly; DNA-templated transcription initiation. Lineage: Eukaryota; Metazoa; Chordata; Mammalia; Carnivora; Mustelidae. Gene Ontology annotation, molecular function: RNA polymerase III general transcription initiation factor activity; RNA polymerase III type 3 promoter sequence-specific DNA binding; TBP-class protein binding. The transcript has 15 exons.